This is a messenger RNA of Indicator indicator, 1131 nucleotides long. It is a transcript of the gene PHYHIPL, whose product is annotated as phytanoyl-CoA 2-hydroxylase interacting protein like. Bases 1 to 1131 code for a protein of 376 amino acids. The transcript has 5 exons. The record is from RefSeq and is a predicted model, not a curated record. Gene Ontology annotation, cellular component: cytoplasm. Lineage: Eukaryota; Metazoa; Chordata; Aves; Piciformes; Indicatoridae. Gene Ontology annotation, molecular function: protein binding.
AUGGAGGCUCCGCGCUUGGCGCACACCAUGAGCAGCCCUACUAGCCCCUGCGAGGAGGUGAUCAAGAACCUGAGCCUGGAGGCAAUUCAGCUCUGCGAUAGGGACGGGAAUAAAUCACAAGAUAGUGGGAUUGCAGAGAUGGAGGAACUUCCAGUUCCACACAACAUCAAAAUAAGUAACAUCACAUGUGAUUCCUUCAAGAUUUGUUGGGACAUGGAUGCUAAAUCCAAGGACCGCAUUACUCAUUACUUCAUCGAUCUCAACAAGAAAGAAAACAAGAAUUCCAACAAAUUUAAGCACAAGGAUGUACCCACUAAACUGGUGGCCAAAGCUGUUCCUUUGCCUAUGACAGUCCGCGGGCACUGGUUCCUGAGCCCAAGAACAGAGUAUACAGUGGCAGUGCAGACAGCAUCAAAGCAAGUCGAUGGGGAUUAUGUUGUUUCUGAGUGGAGUGAAAUCAUUGAGUUCUGCACAGCAGAUUAUUCAAAAGUUCACCUAACACAGCUAUUGGAAAAAGCUGAAGUGAUUGCAGGCCGUAUGCUCAAACUGUCUGUUUUUUAUCGGAAUCAGCACAAAGAAUACUUUGACUAUGUCAGAGAGCACCACGGGAAUGCUAUGCAGCCCUCUGUUAAGGAUAACAGUGGCAGCCAUGGCUCUCCGAUCAGUGGGAAGCUGGAAGGCAUCUUCUUUAGCUGCAACACUGAGUUUAACACUGGGAAGCCACCACAAGAUUCACCUUAUGGAAGAUACAGGUUUGAGAUUGCAGCUGAAAAACUCUUCAACCCAAAUACUAACUUAUACUUUGGAGACUUCUACUGCAUGUACACAGCCUACCACUAUGUCAUUCUUGUCAUUGCCCCCGUUGGGUCGCCAGGAGACGAAUUCUGUAAGCAGCGCCUUCCUCAGCUAAAUAUAAAAGAUAAUAAAUUUCUGACCUGCGAUGAAGAAGAUGGUGUCAUGGUUUACCAUCAUGCCCAGGAUGUUAUUUUGGAAGUAAUUUACACUGAUCCUGUGGAUCUCUCCCUCGGCACAGUUGCAGAAAUUACUGGUCACCAACUAAUGAGCUUGUCUACUGCAAAUGCAAAGAAAGAUCCCAGCUGCAAGACCUGCAAUAUCAGUGUUGGACGUUAA